Homarus americanus (American lobster) is the source of this 495-nucleotide messenger RNA. Its product is annotated as serine-aspartate repeat-containing protein I-like. The record is from RefSeq and is a predicted model, not a curated record. The transcript is spliced from 2 exons. Bases 1 to 495 code for a protein of 164 amino acids. NCBI's taxonomy places the organism in Eukaryota, Metazoa, Arthropoda, Malacostraca, Decapoda, Nephropidae.
AUGCAUGCCAGUCACGACGUGCCAGAGGCGAGGGCCUGCAUGACACGGCAGCAGCAGCGUCCAAGGCAAGAAGAGCUGGUGUUAACUGUGGCCCUCAGCAUCCUUGUCUAUUGCUGUUGGGGUAAAAGAAACUCUAGGUCUCAAAAGGUGAGAAAUAAGACCCAGCAGAUAAGGAUAAGCUAUGAUGACGAAUACUGUACCGAUGUCGAUGACGACGACGACCCUACCGUCGCUGACGUCGACAACGAUGACGACUGUACCGCUGCCGACUACGACAAAGACUAUACCGUCACCGCCGACGACCGUACCGUCGCUGACGUCGACAACGAUGACGAAUGUACCGCUGCCGACUACGACGAAGACUAUACCGUAGCCGCCGACGACCGUACCGUCGACGACGUCGACUACGAUGACGACUGUACCGCCGCCGACUACGACGAAGACUAUACCGUAGCCGCCGACGACGAUCAGGAGCUGGCUGCUGACGCCGACUAA